Molecule: messenger RNA, 3073 nt
Organism: Notolabrus celidotus (New Zealand spotty)
Lineage: Eukaryota; Metazoa; Chordata; Actinopteri; Labriformes; Labridae
Gene: pabpc4
Product: poly(A) binding protein, cytoplasmic 4 (inducible form)
Cellular component (GO): ribonucleoprotein complex
Molecular function (GO): RNA binding
Source: RefSeq, a predicted model, not a curated record
UUUCGCCCCAGCUCCUCAAACAGCCUCAGUACGCCCCUGGAAAUGUCUAUGUUUAAUAUCUUUGUUUGAUGGAUCAUCAAUUCAGCAAGCUUAUAAAAUAGUGCACAUGAAGCCUGGAACUUCUGUGAAAGCCUUUUGUCUUCCCACCCAGAUGUCGCUGUAGGGAGCCGGGCUGUGUAGUUGGGGUAGUACAGUGUGCGCUCUCUCUUUUACACCGCAUGCUCAGUGUGUGUGUGUGUGUUUUUUCUAUCCUACGUUUGACCCUUGCCACUAUUUCCUCCGCACCGCCGCUCUCUAUAAAGUGCCCAUGCUUGUCCUCACGCAGUCUCUUUCCCCGGCCACAAAACAACCGUGAGUGUCUAACUCACUGUUCUUGAAAAAACUUAAAAUAAAAUUAAAUAAAAAUAUAAAAUCUACAAAACCUUUAUAAAAACAAGUACCGUAAUAGCUACUUAAAGAAAAACAAACGUUGAUUAAAAAUAGUAAAAUAUUAAUAACAAAAAAAAACAAAAACACUUGAAACAGGAGGCAUCGGGCAUAUCCCGAAGUUUGCGUCUUUUAAGGAAGAAACACUUCAGGAGAUAUCGAUUUAUCUCGUGAUUUUUCAGGUUGAUAUUGUCUAAGCGCGCUGGAACAGAGAGCCAGCUGUCAGUGUCUUUAUUAUCUGAAGCGCAGUUUGGACCCAGACUACAGUUCAUACCGGCUUUUUUCUCACGCUAUUUGAGGGGAAGCUUCGCGUUCUUACAUUUAGUGAAUUCCAAGAUAUGAACACAGCAGCUACCGGGAGUUAUCCGAUGGCUUCUCUCUACGUUGGCGACCUGCACCCCGACAUCACGGAGGCUAUGCUGUAUGAGAAAUUCAGCCCUGCCGGACCGGUGCUCUCCAUUCGGGUAUGCCGAGACAUGAUCACCCGGCGAUCCCUGGGAUAUGCUUACGUGAACUUCUCCCAACCUGCUGAUGCCGAGAGAGCCCUGGACACGAUGAACUUUGACGUGGUGAAGGGAAAACCAAUCAGAAUCAUGUGGUCCCAAAGAGAUCCCUCUCUCAGGAAGUCUGGAGUGGGCAACGUGUUCAUCAAGAACCUUGACAAGUCCAUUGACAACAAAGCACUGUAUGACACCUUCUCUGCCUUUGGAAACAUCCUCUCCUGCAAGGUGGUGUGUGAUGAAAAUGGCUCCAAGGGCUAUGCCUUUGUCCACUUUGAAACCCAAGAUGCCGCCGACCGUGCCAUUGAGAAGAUGAAUGGAAUGCUCCUGAAUGACCGCAAGGUGUUUGUGGGUCGUUUCAAAUCUCGCAAGGAACGGGAGGCUGAACUUGGUGCCAAAGCCAAAGAGUUUACCAAUGUUUACAUUAAGAACUUUGGGGAUGAUAUGGAUGAUGAGCGACUGAAGGAGCUUUUUGACAAAUAUGGCAAAACCCUCAGUGUGAAGGUGAUGACAGACCCCACCGGAAAAUCCAGAGUUGGAUUCGUUAGCUACGAGAAACAUGAGGAUGCUAACAAGGCUGUAGAGGACAUGAAUGGCACAGAUUUCAAUGGCAAGACAGUGUUUGUGGGCCGGGCUCAGAAGAAGAUGGAGCGGCAGGCGGAGCUGAAGAGGAAGUUUGAGCUGCUGAAACAAGAGAGGAUCAGUCGUUAUCAGGGUGUGAAUCUUUACAUCAAGAACCUGGAUGACACCAUAGAUGAUGAGAAACUGCGAAAGGAGUUCUCUCCGUUUGGAUCUAUUACAAGUGCAAAGGUGAUGCUAGAGGAGGGCCGCUCCAAGGGCUUUGGUUUUGUCUGCUUCUCCUCCCCUGAAGAGGCCACUAAGGCUGUGACUGAAAUGAACGGACGCAUCGUUGGAUCCAAACCUCUCUAUGUGGCUCUCGCUCAGCGCAAAGAGGAGCGCAAAGCCCAUCUUACCAAUCAGUACAUGCAGCGUAUUGCUGGCAUGAGGGCAAUGCCUGCUAACGCCAUAUCAAUCAGUUCCAGCCCACCAGUGGCUACUUCAUGCCAGCUGUGCCACAGGCCCAAAAAUAGGACGACAUACUAUGCACCCAAUCAGCUGGCCCAAAUGCGACCCAACCCCAGAUGGCAGCAACAAGGAGGCAGAGGCCAAGGUGGUUUCCAAGGGAUGCCCAGCUCACUGCGUCAGCCCGGACCUCGUGCCAACCUGAGGCACAUGUCACCCGGAAGUGGCACACAGGGACCUCGAGCUGCUGGCCAGGCCAUGGCUCCUCGUCCCUCAAUGGGAGUCCCCGGCCCCCGUGCUAUGCCUCCUUAUAAAUAUGCCACCGGUGUCCGUAACCCAAACCCCCAGGUCGUGCAACCUAUUGCUUUGCAGCAGGCUCAGCCGGCUGUGCACGUUCAGGGCCAGGAGCCCCUCACUGCCUCAAUGCUGGCUGCUGCACCCCCCCAAGAACAGAAACAGAUGCUAGGAGAGCGUCUUUUCCCACUGAUUCAGUCAAUGCAUGCCAACCUGGCAGGAAAGAUCACUGGCAUGUUGCUGGAGAUUGACAACUCUGAACUGCUACAUAUGCUGGAGUCUCAUGAAUCUCUGCGAUCAAAGGUGGAAGAAGCUGUUGCUGUUCUACAAGCCCACCAGGCAAAGAAAGAUGCCACUCAAAAAGUGGGUAGCAUGGCUACAACUGCUGCUGCCACCACGUCCUGAGAGCUGCUUGCAGUAGUAAGAUGGACACAGAAAACUGAGCAGAAGUGGGGAGAGACUUUCGACGCUGACUCCAAACGCUGACUCCUCUGGACAAAUGUGCACAGAUAUUAAAAAAGAAAAAGAAAAAAAAAAGGAAAUUUAAUUCUUAAAAUCUACUUUAACAUUUGAAAAUGUUACAUUUCAUAAUUUUCUAGUUCUGUAAUUAUUUUAAACUGCAAACCAAAAGAAAUACUGCUAAAGAGUUUUGAAUAAGGCCCUUGAUUCUGUGGCAAAGGAGAGAAACCUUUUUCUAAAAGGAAUAUGAGCCUUGUUCUUUUUCUUUGCUUGACAGUUUUAUGUUUGAUUUGAAAUGACGGGCUCCUCCAUCCUAUCAUGUUAUCAUGGGUGUGUGGUAUUCUUAAUAAAGGGAUGAUACAUCAAGGUUA